Molecule: messenger RNA, 2026 nt
Organism: Rhipicephalus sanguineus (brown dog tick)
Lineage: Eukaryota; Metazoa; Arthropoda; Arachnida; Ixodida; Ixodidae
Product: acetylcholinesterase
Exons: 4
Coding region: 260-2023 (587 amino acids)
Biological process (GO): choline metabolic process; acetylcholine catabolic process
Cellular component (GO): plasma membrane
Molecular function (GO): acetylcholinesterase activity
Source: RefSeq, a predicted model, not a curated record
GACACACGCUUCUCAUCGUCUGGCGUUGGCCAGUCAAGACCGGCGUCUCCCGCUUCAAACCCAAUCUGCAGCUGGCGAACGCCGAAGGGGCAUCCGGCCAUUGACCUCGACUCGCCCCACGCUUCUGUCCACCCGAAUGUGACUUUGUUAUAACGAGGUUUGAGUGUAAUAAGCCUGCUUCCCAAUGAACGAGUGAGAAAGAUUCUGCAACAAAUGCAAGAGAUGUCUGCCAAGCAGUACGACUACUACGGAACAGGACAUGCUUCACGAAAAUUCGGCGUCCUGCCAUCUCGCACUACUCACGCUGCUGGUAUGCGGCGUCGUCGUCCUGAGAUGCCUCUCGACCGAGCCGGAGGACGACGCGUCGAAUCGUGUCGAAGAUCAAGAUGUCGAAGAACAGGGGGAAACCCUGGUUAUAGACACCGCUAACGGUCGGGUCAGAGGAUUCAUCGCGCAGUCGCCCCUGGGAAAAACAGUUCGCGUAUUUUACGGAAUACCGUACGCCAAGCCUCCCACUGGUGAACGCAGGUUCGACCGCACAGAGAGUGUCGAACCGUGGACGGACGUCUUCGACGCCACGGUGAAGCCCAACUCUUGUUUCCAAGUGUUGGACACGCAGUACGGGAACUUCAGCGGGAGCGUCAUGUGGAACGCCAACACUGAAAUGAGCGAGGACUGCCUCAAGCUCAACGUUUGGACGCCCGGUACGUCUUCGUCGUCCGGGGGACGUCCGCUAGCUGUUCUUGUCUGGCUCUAUGGCGGCGGCUUCUACAGUGGCACUUCCACGCUCGACGUGUACGACGCCCGGACGCUGGUCUCCGAGGAAAACGUCGUCGUGGUUUCGAUGAACUACCGCAUCACGUCUCUCGGGUUCCUCUCCUUCGGCAACGAGACGCUUCCCGGAAACGCCGGACUCUACGACCAGUACCUGGCCCUCAAGUGGGUCCGGGACAACGUCGCGGCCUUCGGAGGCGACCCGAAUAGGGUGACCCUGUUCGGCGAAAGCGCCGGCGCCGUCAGCGUGGGCCUGCACAUCUUGUCGCCACUCUCAGAAUCCCUCUUUCACAGGGUCAUACUUCAAAGCGGGUCUCCCACGGCGCCCUGGGGCUUCCAGGACAGGGACAGGGCUCGGAAAUCGGCUAGGAGACUGGCUACGGCGUUGCGAGCCCCGGACGGCUUGGAUCAAGAGACACUGGACAGCCUCCGUUGUGAGAGGCCCGAAGACAUCGUGAACAAUGAAACGAACAGUGGAGGUGUGGUCGACUUUCCGUUCGUACCCGUUGUGGACGGCGUCUUCUUGCGAGACACACCUCAGGCGUUGAUGGACAAGAGUUCAUUCGCGAGGAACAUUAGCGUGAUGCUGGGUUCCAACCUAAACGAAGGUUCCUGGUUCUUGCAGUACUUCUUCGGUCUUCCGGUGACAGAGGAGACGCCGGAAGUCACGAAAGAAAACUUCACGGCCGCUUUGGAGGCGUUGGAUCCGUCUCUGGAACACGUGCCCAUCGCCGAGAUCCUGAAGAUGUACACGGAAGGUACGAUUCCGUCGACGGCAACGGAGAUAUUGAAGGCCCUGGACUUGAUCGUAGGUGACUAUCACUUCACGUGUCCCGCAGUGCGGUGGGCGGGCGCCUUCGCGCGUGCCAGGAUACCGGUGUACCAGUACGUGUUCGCGCGCAGGUCUUCGCGUAACCCGUGGCCCCAGUGGACGGGCGUGAUGCACGGUGAGGAGGUGCCGUUCGUGUUCGGCGAGCCACUCAACGACACGCACUGUUACAGCGAAGAAGACAAGGUCUUGAGCCGUCGAAUCAUGCGGUACUGGGCCAACUUCGCUAAGACCGGGAACCCCAACCUGUCAGAAGACGGAUCAUCGGAAUCAAUUACCAAUUGGCCCGAGCGCACGGACUCAAAGCGACAUCUGGUGCUGGAUGUGAACGAAAGCGUCGGGUGGGCGCAUCGUCAGGCCUACUGCGACUUCUGGGAGAAUGUACGACGCAACAGAACCCCUCCGGUGCCGUCGUGUUGAGAA